AAAAAGAAUGUUAAUCUUCGGGUGAAUGCGAAGGGGAAGAAGCCAUAUGACUCAGAAGAAUGCGCUGGUGAAGAAAGCGUAAAGUCGUAGGAGGGAAGACGAGAGACAUACAGAAGAUGGCGCUAGCCGUCUCUGCUAUUGUUCCUUUAAGAUUUCAGACAAAGUUUUUCAAAGCCAAGCUAUAUACAGUCCGUAGGUGCUUAACAUAUUCAUGCAAUCACAGCCACAGAACCUCUCAAAUAUGUUCAAUAAAUAUAGCAACUAUGGCACAGUUCAGUGACCCAAGCAAGCUGAGGGUGCAUAUGGAUAAGCUUGGUGAGAAGAUUUGGGAAGCCCUACCUGAGCCAGUUAAAGAGUUUCCUUGGAGAAGAGCAGAAGAUAUUGUUAUUCAGCAGUUGCUUUUACUUGGAAAGAAGGCACUUAAGUGGUCUCUAAUUACAGCCUUCGUCCUUAGCUCACUAUCAGAUAUCAUAUUUUCCAUUUCAAGAAACAGAGAAUUGCUGAUUCCUAUAGGUCUUUCUGUUGGAUGCAUGAUGGCUGAAUUCUUGAAGGAGACUUCUGGGGAAUUGUUUCAAGAAGCAAAGAAAGGAGAUUUGGCAUGGCAGCUUCUGGGCAUUGGUUCUUUUUUCGUUCUUGUUAAGUUAAUUUCUGUAUAUUUCAUGCAAGAACGGGCAUUCUUGUCCCAUGUUGGAAAUGGUGGGUUCAUGCAUGUUCUUUGGUUGUGGAAUAAAAAUCUAAGAGGAAGAAAUGGUGAUGAUGAAAAUUCAAUUCAUCAAGAUGCUUCCAUUGCUACUGAUGUACUUGGUUAAAUUACAACGAUGCUGUUGGAUGGUUAGGAGAGAUUUGUCUCUGAUUAAAGCUUUGACACGCUUUGGCUAUGACAAACUUGUCUCACUAUUUUUAAAUGGUUAAGUUAGACGCAAAUAGCAAUCAUGGUUAAGUUAGAUGCUCAUGACAAUUAUGGUUGCUAGAUCUGUAUUGUCUUUUUCUGUAUCUUGUCAACUAAAAUGGAGCUUCUGCAAAACUGAAGGAUCACUCAAAUGUUAUUUGUACAUUUAGGGUGAAUCCAACUGCUCGAUUUGUCUUCAUUCCAUGCUGCUCGAUAUAUUUUCCCUUUA
Nelumbo nucifera (sacred lotus) is the source of this 1118-nucleotide messenger RNA. RefSeq lists its product as uncharacterized. NCBI's taxonomy places the organism in Eukaryota, Viridiplantae, Streptophyta, Magnoliopsida, Proteales, Nelumbonaceae. The record is from RefSeq and is a predicted model, not a curated record.